UAUGAUUUCUAGCAGUUUUUUGUUUGCUUGCUGGUCUCUCAUUUUCUUAUCAGUUUUCUUUACAUUCUUAGAAUUUUGUCUCGGUAAAGCGGACCACGCACGCAAUGCGAUAAAAGCUCCUCAAAACGCACACAGUGCAGCAGAGAAGACAAAAAAAUAUUUUGAGGAAAAUUCGAAGCAAGGAUGGUUGUUCACACGCAGGAACUCCUGGAGGUUGCGUCAAAGUUGGCGGAUCAGGAGAAUAUGAGGGCAACUGUCAAGGGUAGUGCUAAAGGUGCCCUUGUGUGUGGUGCUGGAGCCUUUAUUGGGGGAAUUUUGGGGGGUCCAGUCGGGCUAGCUGUGGGUGGAACAGCAGGAGCAUGCACAGCAGCCUACAUGGCCAAAGGCAAAUUCCGCCCUGUUAGUCAAAUAAUAAUGCAUGAUAUGACACUGAGGCAACGGCAGGAGCUUGCUGAUCAUCUUCAGCGAGCAAUUCAGGAUAUUGACGCGGGUGACGUCAUGAUUGCCAUUUCCUUGGUGAUGGGCAAUCCAAACAUGCAGAAGGCCAUCCUUAGCACCGUGGCGCGGUACAUUACAAAUCAAAUGCAUCUCCAAGUAAUUGAUUAAGGAGAAACUUUGUUCUAGACUCUAGCUAGAAGUUCUCUUAUUGGGGAACUUCAUUUUGUGGUGCCUUUUGCAUGUCUCUCUAAGAUAAGAAAAAAAGUGAAUAUGAUUUUUUUAUUUAGAAAAAAUUUACAAAAUUCUGUAAUUUUUAUUGGAGAUUAUAGGGAAGUUUUGUAGUUAAUUUAAAGAAUAAAUUUGUUGAUUUCUAUAAAA
Lutzomyia longipalpis is the source of this 816-nucleotide messenger RNA. RefSeq names its product protein C19orf12 homolog. The record is from RefSeq and is a predicted model, not a curated record. Lineage: Eukaryota; Metazoa; Arthropoda; Insecta; Diptera; Psychodidae. The transcript is spliced from 3 exons. The coding region runs from base 184 to 606 and encodes 140 amino acids.